UGAGCUCACACGGGAGCUGAGCAGAGAGGCAGAGCGCCUGGGGCUGAGUUCUGCCCUGGGGCUGUCUUGGAACAUGGCCCUGCAGGUGUCUGCUCUGGCCCUUCUCCUGGCCCUUCCUCCACUGCUGUCUGCCCAGGGAGCAGGACUGCCCAGUUCCAGCCGCCCCAAGACUCCAGACACGUGCAGGAGGGAGGGAGCCUGGACCACGAAGGUGACGUUUCCCGCCGAGCCGACGGCGUUUCCGGUCAAUGGCACGGUGGAGGUGACAUGCACCGAGAAGCCUGAAUCCGGGCCGUUCCCUGCAAAAUGCACAGAGCUGAAGGACCGCGGGGCAGUCUGGGAUAUCAGCGGAGUCCAGUGUCUCAGGAUGUGCAAUGAUUGGGUGAGGCAGGUGGAUUUUGACCCUGCACAGACGGAGUUCGGCGUCGGGGCCGAGGGUCGGGUGACCUGUCGUCAGCAGUUCCAGCAGAACUCGUUCAACGUGACGUGCAGAGAGACGGCGUCGGGGCUCUUCGAGUGGGAACUGGGUGCACACAAGUGUCUCAGAAAAUGUAAAAUACUCAAAACCUGGGACUCCAGAUUGCAGUUUUCCCCCAAGGGGCAGUUCUACUCCCUGGGUGAAUCGGUGACACUGAGCUGCUCUGAGGGGUAUUGGCCGUCACCAGCUGUGAUCCAAUGUGUCAGAAAUGGGAGCCUGCCUGUCUGGAGUGAGACACCCACCUGCCAGGCAAAAUGUGAAAUACCAAAACGCUGGGACUCCAGAUUGCAGUUUUCCCCCAAGGGGCAGUUCUACUGCCCGGGUGAAUCGGUGACACUGAGCUGCUCUGAGGGGUAUCGGCCAUCACCACUUGUGAUCGAAUGUGUCAGAAACGGGAGCCUGUCUGUCUGGAGUGAGACACCCACCUGCCAGGGGGUUUGUACGACGGCAGGAAACUGGCCCCCGUCGGUCUCUGCUGCCUCCGCACAGACAGAGUUUGUCGUUGGCGAGAAGGUUUUGGUGACCUGUCGCCAGGAGCAGUACGAGGGGCGCCCGGCUUGGAUGCAGUGUACGGAGACGGCUGGGCGCGUGGAGUGGGACACGAGCAAUGUGAGCUGUGUGGAAAAGUGCCCCAAACCCAGCUGGGCCUCAGCUCUGCGGUUCGAACCAGACAAGAUGUAUUAUAGCAGGGAGGAACCAGUGACCCUGAGCUGCCCUGAGGGGUUUGAGCCCUCGCAUCCCAUGAUCACAUGUACCGGACAGAGGAACCGGAGCGUCUGGAAUGAGAUUGCUGCCUGCCUGGAAAAGUGUAAAGCUCCAGAAACCAAGGACACCAGAGUCCAGUUCGCACUUGAGCAGCAGUUUUACAGCCAAGGGGACUCGGUGAAAUGGAGCUGCCCUGCGGGGUACCGGCCCUCACCGCCUGUGAUCAGAUGCACUAGAUGGAGAAACCAGAGUGUCUGGAGUGGGACUGCUGCCUGCACCGGGGUUUGUACGACGGCAGAAAACUGGCCCCCGUCGGUCUCUGCUGCGUCCGCACGGACAGAGUUUGUCGUUGGCGAGAGGGUUUUGGUGACCUGUCGCCCGGAGCAGUACGAGGGGCGCCCGGCUUGGAUGCAGUGUACGGAGACGGCUGGGCGCGUGGAGUGGGACACGAGCCAUGUGGGCUGUGUGGAGAAAUGCCCCAGGCCCCAGUGGGACCCCAGACUCCGGUUUGUGCCAGACCGGCCGUUUUAUGGCCAGAAUGAACAGACGACACUGAGCUGCCCUGGGGGGUCCCAGCCUUCGCCCUCUGUGAUCAGAUGUGUGAGACAGGGUCAGACCUGGAGUUACUGGGCUAGGUGGGACCGGGGCACAUCGCUCCCUACCACAGGGAACGUUACCUGUCCAGUGACCCCCCGGAUCAUCCCAGGGGCCCUGGAGAUUUCACCCGCCACCAUCAAACUGCACUGGACUUGUGAACCCCCCGAAUCCUGCCAGGGCAGCUGGAAGAUACGGGCCCAAUGCUGGCUGGUUGGACCCCUGUCAGGCCCCUGCCGGAGACCACAGCACACCACCAGCGAGCAGCCAUUACAGGGACUGGAAGGAACAGUAACGUGCAGCUCCCUGCACCCCUUCACCUCCUACAGAGUCACCAUCUCUGGGGGCUACCCAGCGACCGUCCUUUAUAGCCAGCAGGUCCACACGAGUGAAACAGGGAGUAUCAGAUCAUUGUGUCUGCGAUGCAGAAUGGCAGCGAAGCGGACGCCUGCUGCUUACCAGGUCUGCAGCCCUUCAACUCCAGCCUGGAGCGUGACAUGUACCUGGCUGCCGUGCUCCCCGCGCACAACCUCACAGGCCCGACUGACUUUGUGCUGGGCGACGGGGCCCGUCACCAUGGGUACUACAAUGCUCCCCUCCGCCCCCACAGGAACUACACGGCUGUCGUCCGCGUCGUCAGCCGCUGGCACCAGAUGGAGAAAUCCAGCUGUGUGUACUAUGACUUCUCCGUCGGAGAGGCCCAGGCUCCCCAGCGCGGGGGCCUGGCGGUGGCCGUGGCGGUGCCCGUGGUCCUGGUGCUGCUGGCCGCAGGGGCCCUGCUGCUGUGGUUCCUGCUCUCCAGGAAGAAGCGGGACGAGCCAAAGGACAAGAGCAACGGGGCAAUCCCCCUGAAGAGGAACCGAGGAGCAGGUGCAAGCAGGCUGCGCACACAGAUCCCGGUGGCUGAACUGCUAGAGUCUCUGAAGCGGUUUAAGAGAGCAGAAAUGGAGGAGGAGGGGGCAGAGGACGACGCAAAUCCUGAACGGCCCCCAGUGGGGCGCGAUGCGGAGUACCAGAAACUGGUCUCAGGUUUGCUGCACCCAGGCCAUGCCGGCAAGGAGCCCUGGAACCAGGCCAAGAACCGCUACAAGAGUGUCAUCCCAUAUGAUCACUGCCGCGUGGUGCUGCAGUCCGCCAACGUGGGCGCUGACUACAUCAAUGCCAGCUACGUCGAUAGCUACCGGAGCCCCCGCUUCUUCAUUGCUGCUCAAGGCCCGCUGCCUGGCACCGUGGGGGAUUUCUGGCAGAUGAUCUGGCAGGAGAAGGUCUCGGUCAUUGUGAUGUUAACGGGCCUGGUGGAGCAAAACAAGACCAAGUGUGAGCAGUACUGGCCGGAGGGCGAGCAGGUCUGCGGGGACUUCACUGUGACUCUCAGCAACACCUGGACAACCACGAGCCUGGUCACACGCACCUUCCGCCUGCAGAGGGCAGGUUCUCCGCUCCCGAGAAACGCGCAGCACUUUCACUACCAGCUGUGGCCAGACCACGGGGUCCCCAGCAACCCGGCCCGGCUUCUGCAGCUGGUGGAGAUGGUGAACGAGAGGGUGUCGGAGGCGCCUGCCGGCCCCGUGCUUGUGCACUGCAGCGCAGGGAUCGGCCGCACAGGCACCUUCAUCGCCCUGGACGUCCUCCUGAAGAUGGCGCGGGCCGAGGGCAGCGUGGAUGUUUUCCGCUGCGUGCAGCGGCUGCGGGAGCAGCGGGUCAGCAUGGUGCAAACAAAGGAGCAGUACACUUUCCUCUACGAGGUGCUGCUGGAGGGGCUGCUGUGCGGGAACACCGGGGUCCUGGUGGAGAGCGUCCCUAGCCACGUCAGCCUCCUGCGCCAGCCCGACGCCCAGACGCAGAGCAACGGGUUCUCGCGGGAGUUCAAGGCCUUGCAGAAGUUUUCCGAACUGUUCCAGCUCUCCCCAUGCAAGGAGGCCCAGCAGCCCAGAAACCAGCCCAAGAACCGCAAGCCGGCGAUCCUGCCAGCGGAUUGCAGCCGCCCCAUCCUGAUGUCCUCCCUGAAAGCGGACGGCUCGCCCGGGUACAUCAACGCAGUCUUUGUUGGC
This is a messenger RNA of Caretta caretta (loggerhead turtle), 3828 nucleotides long. NCBI's taxonomy places the organism in Eukaryota, Metazoa, Chordata, Testudines, Cheloniidae. The record is from RefSeq and is a predicted model, not a curated record.